CAGAGAGUGAGAGCAGGAGGAAGAACAAGUUUGAGGGAGGGCAGCUACCGUCCGUGAGGGUGUGCUUCGUUCCUCCUGUCUGGCUGUCUGUCUGUCACUCCACUGUCUCUUGGUUGGCUGCUCCUUCCCUUCUUCACUGCUUGCCUUCCCUUCCCUUCCCUUCUCUUCCUCCCUUCCUUCCCGUCCCGUCCCUUCCCUUCUUGCUCUCCUGCUUCCCCUUUUAGACUAUUACUUGUGCUCUCGACUGUCACUCUUCUCCUUGCCAUCGGAAGAAAGUGUAGCAAGCCGGUGGACCGGAGAGCUGCUGCUUGCUUCCACUUUUGUUUCUUCUCUCCGCGCGAGUCCAGUGCAGUGCAGUGCAGUCCCGUGAGUCCGUGUGUGGUGUGGUUGUGCGUUGCUUUACGAACAAUUGUGUUGCUUUCAGGCUUGUUCCUUGUUCGUGGGACUAAACAAGUAAUCAGGCGGCCCGAAGCGUGGAAUGUGCGAUUGAUUGUUGUUGACCGGAUUGAGGUGGGAGUACGCUUCGGCAAACAAAGCGUCGAGAGAACACAACAGCAGCUCGUAGAGAGAAAAGAGUGAGCGAGAGUGCGAGUGACAGUCGUCGAGGAGAGCCGAGGAGAGAGAGAGUGAGAGAGAGAGAGAAAGAGAAAGAGCUAGAGAUAGAAAGAGAGGGGAAGGGAGAGAGAGAGAGAGAGAGAGAGAGAGAGAGGGAGAGUUGUAAGAUUAUGGCCGGAACAGGUGGGCUGCCUCCUAUAACAUCAACGACAGCAGUAGAUAGCGUCGAGUAGAGUUUCGAGAGUUGCUUGAGCGCGGUAUGCGAAGCAGGUGCCAUGGAGGAUCAGAAGUGGCGCUGAAUUCUGGCCGUAGAAGAGGAAGCUCGUCGUUCUCAGGUUUAGAAGCGGAGAGGGGAAGCAGAUUGAGGUCAGAUUUGGGAGGCGCGCAAUGGCAGCGGGCGGAGCUGGAGGAGGAGCUGGGGGCGGCGGCGGAGGUGGAGGCCAAGGGGGGUACGGUGACACCACCUACACCAAAGUCUUCGUAGGAGGACUAGCAUGGGAGACGCAGCGUGACACGAUGCGCCGGCACUUCGAACAAUUUGGAGACAUCCUGGAGGCCGUCGUCAUCACUGACAAGAAUACCGGGCGCUCCAAGGGCUAUGGCUUUGUAACAUUCAGAGACGCGGAGGCAGCGCGUAGAGCUUGCGCAGAUGCGACGCCAAUCAUCGAUGGAAGGCGUGCCAAUUGCAAUCUGGCGUCGCUCGGCAAUCGCAACCGCCCACAUGGUCAGCACGGCAACCGGUUUCGGCCAAUGACUCCUUUUCCUGCAGGCCCUCAGGCGGGAGGGCCUGGGUACACCGGCGCUCCGAGUUUCCCUCAAGCGGGUGCCCCUUUCACUGCUUAUCCGCAGCAAGGUUUCACCACCUACCCGCAGUAUGCCGGCUACCCGCAGUACCCCCCGGAUUACACUGGUUACCCCCAGAAUCUGUAUAGCCCUUAUGGCGGUCCCCAGUUUCCAGUUCAGGCAUACGGGCCCGGAUCGAUCGCGAACCCGGCGACGGGACUCUAUCCUUACUCAGGAUUCACCCAACCACUGCAGGGAGGCCCCGGCUAUGCCUCUCCCCAAGCAUACACGGGUGUCCAGGGUCCCCCUCUGAUGCAAUACGGCAGCCCCGCUGGCGUGACGCCCAUUACCAGCAUGGCCCAACAAUACCCUGGCACGAUGACCAUCCCCACAGCAUCUCCUUCCCCCGGAGUAGCACCAACCAUCGCGACGGCGGGAGUCGGAGGACCCGGACCCACGCAACAAUUCGCAGUGGCCACGCCGACGCAGCAACAAUUCUCGACGGGCGGAGUUCCGGAGCAGCCCUCGGGUUGAUCUGAGCCAGAGCCCGGCCUCGGGAUUUCCUGCCCGGAGGAGCGAGCGAGCGAGGAGGCGUGCGCGCCGCCGCCGCCUCGA
Molecule: messenger RNA, 1953 nt
Organism: Marchantia polymorpha subsp. ruderalis
Lineage: Eukaryota; Viridiplantae; Streptophyta; Marchantiopsida; Marchantiales; Marchantiaceae
Source: the annotation of a GenBank genome assembly